AUGGCCGUGGUCAACGAGGCAGUGAAAGAGCUGCCUCUUCACAAAGCUAUAUCAGGAAUCUUUGGAAGCAUUAGCAUGGCGGCAUGGAUCUGUGUUAUUCUACCUCAGAUGAUUGUCAACUACCGAGCGAAGAGCGCCGACGGGCUGAGCAUGCCGUUUCUGGUUGUCUGGAUGAUUGGCGAUGCUACCAACUUGAUCGGUGGACUCUUUACGCAUCUGGCGCCGACAGCGGUCGCAUUGGCCAUGUACUUUUGCGUCGCCGAUUUCCUCCUCAUCUCCCAGUGCCUAUACUACAACACGAUUAACGCUCGCCGAGCUGCGGAGGAGGCGGAGGCCACCGAGGAGGCGCCCCUUCUUGGAGAGCGGCGCAUGUCGCAUCGCCGAUCGGUGUCGAGCGAGGACGUCGGCAAGAUUGCGCCGGCCGGCGACGAACUGAUUGAGCGGUCUUCGUGGUCGUCCAAUGCAUUCAGCCUGAUUGCCGCUGGAGCGUACAACGAGGCAGACCCUGUCGUCUUCAACGCCGUGGAGUCAUCAGACUUGCUGGAGAAGAUUGGAAUGGUGCUGGGCUACUUCAGCGCAGUCUGCUACCUCUGUGCUCGAAUUCCCCAAAUCAUCAAGAACUACCGAGAAAAGUCUUGCGAAGGCCUCUCGAUUCUGUUCUUUAUGCUUUCCCUGACUGGAAACCUGACAUACGCAAUCAGCAUUGUGGCCUACUCCCAGGACAGGAAAUACAUCAUCAACACCAUCCCUUGGCUGAUUGGGUCUCUUGGCACCGUCGUCGAGGACGGCACCAUUUUCGUGCAGUUCCGAUUAUACGCCAACAACAGGCGAAGCGACGGCCAGGCAUAA
Molecule: messenger RNA, 849 nt
Organism: Trichoderma breve
Lineage: Eukaryota; Fungi; Ascomycota; Sordariomycetes; Hypocreales; Hypocreaceae
Product: PQ loop repeat domain-containing protein
Exons: 6
Coding region: 1-849 (282 amino acids)
Biological process (GO): basic amino acid transmembrane export from vacuole
Cellular component (GO): fungal-type vacuole membrane
Source: RefSeq, a predicted model, not a curated record